This is a messenger RNA of Ascochyta rabiei, 1305 nucleotides long. Its product is annotated as NADH kinase. The record is from RefSeq and is a predicted model, not a curated record. Gene Ontology annotation, molecular function: NAD+ kinase activity. The transcript has a single exon. Bases 1 to 1305 code for a protein of 434 amino acids. Gene Ontology annotation, biological process: NAD+ metabolic process; NADP+ biosynthetic process. Lineage: Eukaryota; Fungi; Ascomycota; Dothideomycetes; Pleosporales; Didymellaceae.
AUGAACCGCACCGUGCCCGCCCACCACCGCGUCCGGCCGUGGCGGCGUCAUGGUUGUGUUUUGUGCGCGCGACCGCUGUCCACCACGCCGCGCCGUCUCGACAUCAGGCCCGUCGCCCAGCUCCCCCCGCGCACCACGCCCGCGUACGUCCAGUCGCCGACCAACACGCUGCUCAGCCUGCAGUGGCCCUCGCCGCCGCGCAACGUCCUCAUCACCAAGAAGAAGCGCGCCCCCCACAUCACCGCCUCGCUCCUCGAGUUCGCCGCCCACAUCCACUCCACCUACCCCGGCAUCAACGUCAUCCUCGACCGCGCCUCGGCCGUCGAGGUCCACGCCCAGCUCGCCUUCCCCGUCUACGCCUUCGAUGGCGCCGUGCCUGACCUGUCCGACCGGACCGACCUGGUCUGCACCCUCGGCGGCGACGGCACCCUGCUGCGCGCGAGCAGCCUCUUCAGCCACGUCGAGAGCGUCCCGCCCGUGCUGAGCUUCGCCAUGGGCACCCUCGGCUUCCUCGGCGAGUGGAAGUUCCACGAGUACAAGCGCGCCUUCCGCGAAAUGUACAUGAGCGCCGCCCCCGACACGUGCGCCGCCCUGUCCACCUCGCUCGCCCCCCCCGCCCCGCCCACCUCGCCAGACGCUCCCCUCGACCCCCCGCUCUCCUACGCAGACAUCCGCGGCAAGGCCAUGGGCCCGCACCGCACCGCCAGGGUCCUGCUGCGCAACCGCCUCAAGGUCGGCAUCUUCGCCCCGGACGGCUCCCGAAUCGGCGGCUCCGGCGACAACUACGCCCUCAACGAAGUCACCCUCCACCGCGGCUCCAGCCCCCACCUCAAGAUCAUCGACGUCUACAUCAACAACCGCUUCCUCACAGAGGCCGUCGCCGACGGCAUGAUCAUCAGCUCCCCCACCGGCAGCACCGCCUACAGCCUCUCCAGCGGCGGCAGCAUCGUCCACCCCCUCGUCCCCUCGCUGCUCCUCACCCCCAUCUGUCCGCGCUCGCUCUCCUUCCGGCCGCUCGUCCUGCCCGCAGAGACCCCCAUCACCCUGCGCCUCGGCGACAAGAACAGGGGCAAGCAGGUCGAGGUCAGCAUCGACGGCAACACCGUCACAGAGGGUCUGGGCUCUGGCAUGGAGGUCCGCGUCAUGGGCGAAGACGUGCGCACCAACACAGGAGAGUGGCAUGGCGGCGUCCCUUGCAUUGUGCGCGCCACCGCGGGGAGGGAGGACCAGACCGAGGACCACUGGGUCGGAGGCUUGAACGCACUGCUGAAAUUCAACUAUCCCUUUGGAGACCAGGAUCCUUGA